AUUUCACUUGCUUUGGGAUAGGCGCGUCGUCCAUGUGGCUUUGACCGUUACUGCCUUGUGGUUGUCUCAAGUAGUUCUGUUCAUGAGAGAAGACGAAGACAAUUCUUCGAACUGUGCUUGAUGGUUGUGGAACUUUCUCAUUCAAAACUGAGAAAUCGAGCCGCUCCACAUAUCCAGGAAUUCUCUUUUUUCCUUCUGCAUGAUUACUAUGCUCCCUGUUGUCUCUUGAAAGCUUCGAAGUUCGCCGAAAUGAGCUGCUGACAUUUGCGCAGGCUGCGGAGGCGGCGGCGGCACAAUAUGGCUGUUUACCACCGCCGCGACUUCAAAAUCAACGCCCGUUUGGAAUCGAUCGUUUGGAACAGAUCUUUCGUGCAGACACCGAAUGUCGUCUCAUGGAACUCUUCCUCUUCCAUUUCAGACAGACUGGGAAUACGUUAGAGCAGGUCUUCCUCGGAACCAAAGCGUUUGGUACCAUCGACCCGGCAAAUCUUGAGGCUAUAUUAUCGACGAAUUUCAAAGACAUCGGCAUGGGACCUCGUCGUGAUAUAACAUUUCCCAUGUUCGGCGACGGCAUAUUUACGCAAGAAGGCGCUGCGUGGAAGCACUCCAGAGAUAUGAUUCGCCCACAGCUUAUGUAUAAGCAAUACAGUGACCUCGAGCUUUUCCGAGAGCCCGUCGACGAUCUUAUACAGAACGUCGAAGAGAGCGGUGGAAUUGUAGACUUGCAGGAGCUUUUUUUCCGCAUGACUCUUGAUGUGACCACUGCAUUCUUGUUUGGGGAGUCGGUUCGAAGCCUUAAAGCGCCUGAUUCCACAGGGGAGCAAACUUUCGCAGAUGCGUUCAACACUGCUCAAUCUUACGUCGUUCAGAGAUUUCGCCUUCUGGAUUUGUAUUGGCUGAUAGGCGGAAGCAAGUUUCGAAAAGCUUGCAGUGAUGUCCAUCGUUUUGCAGAUCAGAUCAUAGAGCGCAAUCUUUCAAGAGACCGCACCAAGGAUAACCAAGGACAGUAUGUGUUCCUCGACGCCAUUGCUGAACAUGCGCCGGAUCGAACUGCUCUGAGGGGCCAAAUAAUAAACAUUUUAGCCGCAGGCAGAGAUACGACCGCCUGUCUUCUUUCUUGGACAUUUUUCCUGCUAGUCAGGCAUCCGCAAGUGAUGCAAAAGCUACGAGCUGAGAUAACACAGUAUAACAAAGAAAAUCUCGACAGAAACGACUUGCGUAACAUGCCGUACUUGCAAAAUGUUUUGAAAGAAACAUUGCGCCUGUACCCUUCUCUCCCAGUAAACACUCGAACAGCAAUAAAAGACACGAUACUUCCAACAGGAGGCGGCCCGGAUCGCAAGUCUCCGGUAUUCGUUCCCAAAGGUUCAGCGAUUGCCUACAGUGUGUACUCCAUGCAUAGAAGGCCGGACCUCUACGGCAUGGACGCAGAAUUAUUCCGCCCUGAACGAUGGGACGAGGACAUGCCACUGAACAAAGAUCCCACCAACGCAAAGUGGGGUUACCUGCCAUUCAACGGGGGACCAAGAAUAUGUAUUGGAAUGGACUUUGCGCUUACAGAAGCAGCCAUCACGGUUGUUCGACUCAUACGGCGAUUUCCAAACAUGAAGUUGCCGGAGGGGGAAACGGUGGAACUGGUCGGAGUGGAAAAGCAGACGACAACGCUGGUGGUGUCGAUCACGAAUGGAUGCAUGGUCGACGUCGGCAGCGAUUUGCAGAGAUGAUAAGAACUCUCGUAUCGUGGUAAACGGAUGAUUUUUUUUUCCCGCUAGAUUAAUCUCCACAUAAAGAUUUGAAUCUGAGUAGAAACUUGGCUAGCCCUGCUUUAAAGUGGUCUCGGUCUUGUCAACGUAUUCGUGUGACAAGGAAGUCCACGUGGAGUCAACAUGUACAAUUCAUACGGGUCCUGCUACCAUACAAGCCUAUUUAGGAUAUCUUCUACCGAAAUCGAAAAUUCCACAUCAAAUCGUC
Messenger RNA from Verruconis gallopava, 1971 nucleotides. RefSeq lists its product as hypothetical. Lineage: Eukaryota; Fungi; Ascomycota; Dothideomycetes; Venturiales; Sympoventuriaceae. The record is from RefSeq and is a predicted model, not a curated record. The transcript is spliced from 5 exons. Gene Ontology annotation, molecular function: monooxygenase activity; iron ion binding; oxidoreductase activity, acting on paired donors, with incorporation or reduction of molecular oxygen. The coding region runs from base 393 to 1724 and encodes 443 amino acids.